This is a messenger RNA of Macadamia integrifolia, 1961 nucleotides long. RefSeq names its product sphingosine kinase 2-like. Gene Ontology annotation, molecular function: kinase activity. Bases 123 to 1595 code for a protein of 490 amino acids. Lineage: Eukaryota; Viridiplantae; Streptophyta; Magnoliopsida; Proteales; Proteaceae. Gene Ontology annotation, biological process: sphingosine biosynthetic process. The record is from RefSeq and is a predicted model, not a curated record. Gene Ontology annotation, cellular component: membrane; cytoplasm; intracellular membrane-bounded organelle. The transcript has 10 exons.
CUCAUCAAAAGCGUAAAUCUCUGUUCUUACUUUUUCAGGUUUCAACAGAAGAAAACAAAAACCAGGAAGCUUGGGGCCCCUCUUGGCUCUUUAGUUCGUCUCUGUGUCCGUCUGUGUGGGUCAUGGGCGAAGAGUCAAAGAUGGAGUCACACGAAGGAGGAACCCUUACCAUCUUCGAGCAAGUGCGAGUCAACGGAAAGAUAACGCCGGUGGCGCUCUCCUGUGACGGAAAGCUUCGGUGGACGGAGAACAUUGAACGCUGCUUGGACCUAGAGAAGGAGGUUUUGAGUUUUUCCACGCGUGGUUCUAAGAUCACUAUCCGUGCUUCUGUCGUGGAUUGGUCUGAACUUCAUUGGCUUCGGACUAAAGGUCGUAGGAGGAAGGAUAUCGUCUUGGAGCCUUUGUCAGAGGAGUCGCGACGGCUAUGGUGCCAGAAGCUUCAGGAAUUUUUGGAUUCCCUCGAUCGACCAAAGAGGCUAUUCAUUAUUGUGAACCCUUUUGGUGGAAAGAGAUCUGCCAAAGAAAUUUUCCAAGAAGCUAAACCACUUCUAAUUGAUGCUAAUAUUGAAUAUACAGUUCAAGAAAGUCAGUAUCAGUUUCAUGCAAAAGAAAUGGCUCAAACAUUGGAUCUCUCCAAGUAUGAUGGGAUUGUAUGUGUUAGUGGAGAUGGUAUCUUAGUGGAGGUAGUCAAUGGGUUGCUUCAACGAGUGGAUUGGGAAGUUGCAAUAAAAAUGCCCCUUGGAAUUAUUCCAGCUGGAAGUGGAAAUGGCAUGGUAAAAUCAGUUCUGGAUUCAGUUGGUGAUCCCUGUUCAGUGACUAAUGCUGUUCUUACAGUUAUUCGAGGUCAUAGGAUAUCACUGGAUGUUGCUACAAUUUUGCAAGGGGAGACCAAAUUUUUUAGUGUCCUUAUGCUUGCAUGGGGUCUGGUGGCAGAUAUCGAUAUAGAGUCUGAGAAAUUCAGAUGGAUGGGGAGUUCUCGUAUGGACUUAUAUGCUCUUCUGCGAAUAUUGCGCUUGCGGAAAUAUAAUGGACGUAUUUCCUUUGUGCCAGCACCUGGGUUUGAAGCUUAUGGGAUGCCAUGCGACCAAAGUGGACGCAGCAAAUUUGAUUUAAGCACUCAAACCAAAGAGGAGGUUAAGGUUCAGCAGCAUGGUUAUCAGGGACCUAAGAUUUCUUUGGAUGAUUUAGAGUGGAGGACUAUCGAUGGUCCCUUUAUUUCAGUUUGGCUUCAUAAUGUACCUUGGGGGAGUGAGGAUACAAUGGCAGCACCUGAUGCCAAGUUCGCAGAUGGUUACUUGGACUUGAUUGUUAUAAGGGAUUGCCCAAAGACAUCCUUGCUCUCACUGAUGACAGAAGUGAAUGCCGGAAGCCAUGUCAAAUCGCCACAUGUCUUGUAUUUGAAGGUGAAAGCAUUAGUACUAGAACCAGGCCAGCGGUCAGAUGAGCCAACGAAAGGGGGUAUCAUAGAUACAGAUGGGGAAGUCCUAGCAAGAGGGAAAGGAACAUACAAAUAUGAGCAGGGAGGCUUGAUGGCCUAUGGUCCAAUGCAAAUCACAGUACAACAAGGUUUAGCUACUUUGUAUGCUCCUAGAUGAUAAUGGAUGUUGACUUUGUUCAAGCACAAUUUCGUGGAUUUUGGAGCAUUUUUAUCUUGCAUAGAUACAUUGAUGCAAUGAAUGAGAAGAGAGAACAUAUAUGUAUGAUUCUGAGAGAGCAAAAAAGGUAUUGAUUUGUUAUGGUGAUGAAUGAUUUAACAGAAUAUGUGGCCUAUGUAUAGUGGACUGGUGGAAUUGGAUUUGUAUGGUUUACCCCUGUUGGGUUAAAGCUUUCUUUAGUUGAAUUGUAGUUGCUACAGGGACAGUAAUUGACUAUUGGAUGGAAUGAAGCGAGUAGUACUGGAUUUCACCUUGAAUCAGGUUAUGGAUUUAUUAUUGGGUUUAGUAUUUGUAGUCUCAUCAUCA